Molecule: messenger RNA, 2937 nt
Organism: Danio rerio (zebrafish)
Lineage: Eukaryota; Metazoa; Chordata; Actinopteri; Cypriniformes; Danionidae
Source: RefSeq, a predicted model, not a curated record
AUGUCACUCAGCGUACUUUGAGUGUUUUCGGCCAGGCGCGCUCUCAGUGUGGGUGAAUUGGUCAAGUCUGUUUGUCUAAGUGGAUUACCGCACCCUUGCAAACUAGACGAUUACUAAUUCAGCACUGACUGCAUAAUUGGACGGAGAGGGGAACACCAACGCUUUUCAGGCUCGGUAUAAAAGUGAAGAACACAGCAGGUGAAGAAAAACAGAGUGUGUAUUAGAUGACUGUGAUGACUUCAAAAGACAACAAUUGAGAUGGCAACAUAUCUAUCCGUACUGCUGCUGUUUGUGUGGGUCUCCACAAGCUCUUCAAAUCCACGCAGUUGUGGGGGUCGUUGUGGAGAAGGCUAUUACAGAGGAAGUUUCUGCCAGUGUGACUAUGAUUGUCUGGGCCUGAAUGAGUGCUGUGCAGACUUUCAGGAUUUGUGCACUUCAAAGGACUCAUGCAAAGGACGCUGCGGAGAGCCUUUUAAUAGAGGCAAUCCAUGUCACUGUGAUAUCGACUGUGUCUCGUAUAAUCAGUGCUGCCCUGAUUAUGAGAGCAUGUGCUUGAUCGAAGAUUCUGCCUUAAAGCCAAGAAACACUGCCAGCGCAGCUCAAAGGAUCGCUAACUUAUGCCUAAACAUAAAGAAUAAAAAGUCUACAGAAUCCUCCAAUGAGGAGAUGACCAAUUUGGAAGGAACUGGAGAUGAGUUUACAGUCCCUGAGUAUGAAACUGAGCCCACACCUUCUGAGGGCCGUGAUGUCCCAGCAGAGAUUUUGCCUGAAGGACCUUACACAGGUUCAGAUAUAGAGGAGAAACAGAAGGAAAACAGCACCUUUCACCCUGAAAAUGAGACUUCAUCUCCUGCCCCAUCCACUCCAACCGCAGAUGUGAGCAGCAUAUUCCCUGCUGAUGAGAACCAUAUAGACUUUACCACUCAACAGCCGUCUGAAGAAUUGACCGCUUCCAGCACAUUACAGCCUCAAGAGAACUCAAGCAUAGCAUUAACAGAAGGUCCCACAAGCGUGACACCCGUAGAUGAUUCACCAGAAGAGGAUCCAAAAAAACAAACAAUAACAGUAGAUCCAACAAGCCCAGUGCCAGCAGAAGAUCCAACAAGCCCAGGGCUAGCAGAAGAUCCAACAAGCCCAGGGCCAGCAGAAGAUCCAAUAAGCCCAGUGCCAGCAGAAGAUCCAACAAGCCCAGGGCCAGCAGAAGAUCCAAUAAGCCCAGUGCCAGCAGAAGAUCCAACAAGCCCAGUGCCAGCAGAAGAUCCAAUAAGCCCAGUGCCAGCAGAAGAUCCAACAAGCCCAGUGCCAGCAGAAGAUCCAACAAGCACAGUGGCACCAGAAGAUCCAAACAACCAAACACCAGCAGAAAAUCCAACAAGCCCAGCGGCAACAGCAGAUCCAACAGACCAAAACCCUGCAGAAGAUCCAAGAAAUCCAGCACCAGCAGAAGAUUCAAGAAAGCCAGCACCAACAGAAGAUCCAACAAGCAUGGCACCAACAGAAGGUUCAACAAGUGCAGCACCAACAGAAAAUCUAACAACAGCACCAACAGAAGGAGCUACGCCUGUCCCAAGAAAGACACCUGCUCCAAUGAAACCAACAAAAAAACCCACUCAACCCAGUAAAGAAAAUAUUGAUAAAUCAGAAGUAAAGGAAUCUCCCAAGGAUCCUGUAGUCAUUUCUCCAAUCAGAGUGACAGAAAAGCCUCUUAAACCUUCUUCAGACCUGAAUGGCAGAACAGAUAUUUUAGAUUAUCAAUCUGAUGAUUAUGACAGUAACCUCUGCAGUGGGCGUCCAGUCAGUGGUCUGACAACUCUCAGAAAUGGCACCAUUGUGGUGUUCAGAGGACAUUAUUUUUGGACUCUGGACAAACAAAGGAAUCCUGAUCCUCCUCAGUUAAUUACGCAGGUGUGGGGAAUCCCGUCUCCCAUCGACACUGUUUACACCCGCUGCAACUGCCAAGGCAAAACCUACUUCUUCAAGGGAAAGAACUACUGGAGGUUUGAGAACGGUGCGAUGGAUCCUGGCUUUCCUAAACCCAUCAGCGAGGGUUUUGGACAAAUUGGUCAUAUCACAGCUGCUUUAUCUAUACCAGAGUAUAGAAGCAGAAAAGAGUCUGUCAUCUUCUUCAAAAGAGGUGGAAUGGCUCAAAAGUACACCUACCAGGUCACUCCAAACUGUGGGAGAAGGCCAAAAAUUCCAGUGAUCACAGUGAGGAUGAGAACAAGAAGACAAACAGCUGCAGCACUGGGGCAAGUGAUCAACAUCUCACGAACCUGGAGAGGAUUUCCAACCAUGGUGACCUCAUCUGUGUCUGUACCCUCCAGGGUCAAAGAGGGAUACAAAUACUAUGUUUUCUCUCAAAGAAACUAUUACAGCAUGAAAAUGGAAAGAGAUAAACCAGUGAUCUUAAAACCUGUUACAGGUCCCAAGGAAAACCCAGCGACCAGCUUCUUCAAAUGCAAAGACACUCAGAAAAUCUGAGUCAUCCAUCUCCUUACCUCCUGCCAUUCACAGUACAUGUUCAUGCACUCGUCUAAUAUGCAGUGGAAAACAACCGGUCACAUCUUCACAGACAAAACAAAAAUCUCUUUCUUCAAAACAAUUUAUUUUAUGGAUGUAGAAUCAUUAAAAAUAACAACAAUGGAUUGCUCAGAGCAUACAACUAACAAACGACAGCUAUAAUACACUGACUUGAAGUCCUGAAGCAGAAUAAAGCACAGCUGUUCUUGUGGAGCCAAUAGUUCAGGAUGAAGACUAGAAUGAAGACUGCUGGGAUUUUGCUUCAUCUGGCAAAGCGUCCUCUCACACCCAUAACACUCAGUCCAUCUAUAGCAAGAAAGAUGUUAAAAUUAUACUUUGUAAAUGCAGCCCGCUUAAAAGCGAAAAUGUAUGAAGGAAGGAAGGAAAUAAAAGUUUAAGAAACUAACAAAUAAGAAA